Neoarius graeffei (lesser salmon catfish) is the source of this 2421-nucleotide messenger RNA. RefSeq names its product mediator of RNA polymerase II transcription subunit 26-like. Gene Ontology annotation, biological process: regulation of transcription by RNA polymerase II; positive regulation of gene expression. The coding region runs from base 645 to 2267 and encodes 540 amino acids. The transcript has 3 exons. The record is from RefSeq and is a predicted model, not a curated record. NCBI's taxonomy places the organism in Eukaryota, Metazoa, Chordata, Actinopteri, Siluriformes, Ariidae. Gene Ontology annotation, cellular component: core mediator complex; nucleus; mediator complex. Gene Ontology annotation, molecular function: transcription coregulator activity.
GGUGAAAACCACUUCUUUCUUGGUUCAUAAGCCGCUCGCCGCCAUGCUGAAAAGGUUAAAGUUCAUCUCAUCUCGGCAACUCGUGUAUCAAAAUGUUCUACGAGUUGCCCAGUGGAAAACACCACAAGAGGGGGCGUUCAUGUGUGCUUUCCAUGUCGGCGUUUGGUAUUUACCAUAAUUCCCACAGCACAUGAACGCACCAUCAUUCUCCAUCCAUACUGUCUGAAACACAACGCUGCGGCUCUGAGGGACUUCUCACAGGAUGGUAUUUCUUGGGCUGAAUCCCAAAUACGUCAGUACUCGAUGUAAACGUGCACUACAUGUGGAAGGAAACGGGCUUACGUAGUGCACUCCGCGUCCAACAGGAAGCCAUUUGGACUUCGGCCUGAUAGAGGACUGAAAUUUCCCAUCAGGCUGUGUGGGAGCUGUGUUUAUAGCUAUUGGUUCAGCCGAGGCAGCUGACAGAGAGGCGCUGAGAGCGGUGUAAUGUCUUCUUUUGUUAAUUUGUCCAACUUUUCCCUGAUGUAAUGAGUGAUGUUCGAGCGGACAGACACGGAGUGAUGGAGUGCAUCCGGUUACAUCUCUCACAGCGCUUCUAAUCAGCUGUAGACUGCAGUGCCUGCCCUCACCCUCACUGCAGGACCAUGACAACGGCGUCGCUAACCGGAACCGUCACCGCGCAGCAAAUCCGAGAGCGGCUGCUUCAGGCCACGGACGCUCACAGCAAUAUCAGCAAUAUGGUGGCUGUAUUGGAUGUGAUCUCCAUCCUGGAGAAGUACCCCAUCACAAAGGAAGCACUUGAGGAAACCCGCCUUGGAAAGUUGAUCAAUGACUUGAGGAAGAAGACCAGAGAUGAGGAUCUGGCAAAGCGUGCAAAGAAACUCCUGCGCAACUGGCAGAAGCUGAUUGACCCGCAACAACCCGAAGUACUGCCAAAGGAACUUUCAAGCACUUUAAGCUGUGUCGUGGGAUCCAACUGGUCUCAGUCAUUGCCUGUUUCGAGAGCUCCUCAAACUGCAGCUGAUAAUGACAAGAAGACUGUUUUACAAAGCGUUCACUCUUCAAGCACUGAAACGUUCUACCCUAAGCAUAAAGCGGACAAGAACUUUCCGACAUUAAAGGGGACAAAAAGAUCUGCACUGCCACCAGCCAGUGCAAGCAGUGGUGGUCCAGAAGAUCUUCAGAUACACACCAGUGCCAUCAAACCUCACUUUAGUUCUCCUGAACUCAGUAAAGAACCCACUGCGUCUACAGUUCUCAGAAAAUCAGUAUUGCAGCAGCAGGGACAAAGGGACAUAACUGCUGUUGAGAAAGUAAAGCACAAAGUCCACAGUCACUACGUCAACCCAAGUCCUAGAUCAGUAAAACAGUUGGUACCGAGCAAGCAGCCAACAUCGUUUUCUGCCACUGAUCCUGAGCCUCUUUCUGCACUGCCGUUACAUUCUACCAUCCAGGGUACGCACACGGAGUGUCCUCAGUCAAAAGACCCGUCACACCUGGAGAUCGAAUCGCUCCUAAACAGCGAGAGGGCGAUUGAACAAACGAAUAACCUACAAAAGUCGAAAGGGUUAGCACGGCUUCAGCCAGGUUUACUCAGUGAGGUUACCAAUACGGAAACGGAGAAAGAUCACAAACCCUCAGACGGCAAGAGGAGGAAGCCUCAGUUGAAAGACUACACCAUCAACGUGGAAGGACGUUCAUCAGAUGACGCGUGUAAACCUGCUCGAGUAAAAAAUCGCAAAUUAACUUUUGACCCCAUCACGCAACAAAUUAGACCUUCAGCAGGGAAUCAGAGUGAGGAGCAGAACAACCCAGUGGCGGAUGUUAAUGAGCCAGUGAACCUGAAGCAAAGUCCUUCUGCAUCUUCACCCAGCGCUUUGCACAAGAUGAACUGGAAAGAUAUGUCGCAAAAUGAAAUUGUCAAAUAUUACCUGAACUUCCAAAACAAUUUGUUAAAAACGUCCGGAAGUCAAGUCCAAGGGGCGCACUUUUUUAUGACCGAGUACUUGAAAUGUGAGGAAGACAACAUGAGGGAGGCCAGCAAAACCUAUGUACAGGUACCAAAUGUUUCAGAGACUAAUUUGCCCGGGAUAGACCGAGACGUCACGACAGAGGACGUCCACAAAAUAAACAAUAAGCACUGGCCCGGAGUUAACGGCUGUUACGAUAGCAAUGGCCACUGGUACGGCUGGACCGAAUGCAUAUCUUUAGACACGUAUGGAGAUGGAAGUAAACUUAAUAUUCUGCCGUACGUCUGCAUUGACUAAAAACGGUUCUAUAAAUAAAAUCGUGUCUCUGGAUCUCACAUGGUCUUUAUGCGUGUUCCAGAUAUGUGUUUGGUUAAUAAGUGCUUUAUUAUAUUUUGUAUCUAUUUAUAACAGUUUUUUUUGGAUAAGAGGAAAUUAAGUAAAAUAAAAAUGC